CAGUUAAAAACAGACAAAUCUGCACGUCCUUUAAACUCAAUGGUACAUUUUUUUUUUCAUCGCGACAGCAAGGCCAGGACGCAAAAUUUCCCAAAGAGGAAUUAGUCUAGAGAGAAUACGAAAUAUUAUCGAAGCGGUACAAUAGGAAUCAAUGAUCUGUGGCUGAAACGGUCGCUGCGUAAAUAACAAGCACUCUUCUGGCGGAUGCAAUUUAAGGCGCAGGUUGAAACUGUUGUUAUUCAGCCUCUGAGUUCAACUGAAGCAGUGUUAAAGCUCUCUAUUUCAACAAAGGAAGAUGUGGCUCGCACAUGUAUAUUUCGUAUUGUUCAUUUGUGCAAACUCGCUCGCAGUGGUAGGGCAGAAGCACAAUAUAUCACAGUCAGUAGAGUAUCGAUUAAGGAAUGUCCUCCUUUCUUCGUACGACAAAAUGGUACGUCCGGUGUUGAAGCCGUCAGAUGUUGUUGAAGUCAAAUUUGAUGUGCAGUUCUUGGCCCUCGCCGAAGUGGACAAUAAAGAACAAACUGUGACAACAGAUACAGUGAUCACGCAGGAAUGGAAUAAUCCUUACCUACGUUGGGAUCCUUUGAAUUAUGAAAACUUAACACGGAUACUUGUGGAUCCAAGAGAAGUUUGGGUACCUGAUAUAGUACUAGAAAACAAUGCCGACCUUGGGGUCGUUCAAGCGGGGCACGUGGAAAAAUUCCGAAGUUGGGUGCGUGUGAACAGCGGUGGUCAGAACACGUGGCUAUCUCCAGCAACGUUCAAAAGCAAGUGUGCGCUUAGUUUCAAAAACUUUCCCUUUGACAAACAGAAGUGCAGCCUGGUUUUUCGUUCAGUAACUGCUGAUCGUACCCUUUUGAACAUCGACACUACACCCAUCAAGAACGAUGAUCCUGAGAAAGAGCUUAAUCUUGCGGCAUCUAAUGGUUAUUGGUCUCUAAGAAGCUUUGAGAUCAAGAUAGAGGAUAAAAAGCAAUCACCGAUUUUCAGCAAAGUUGAAGUAUCAUUUCGUAUUGGACGUAAACCCCUGUUCUUUGUCCUUUUCACCAUCGUUCCUUGCAUGAUCAUUGGGCUGCUGGUUCUUGUGAGUUUCUUCAUUCCCACGGAGAGCGGCGGAAGGAUCGGACUGUGCUCAACGAUUCUGCUGUCAGUCAGUGUGUACCUACUCGUCGUCGUAAAUCAGCUUCCGGAACAGUCCGACGAGUUGCCCAUUAUUGGUGUUUACUACAUUGUGAUCAUGUUUGAGAUCGGUCUGGCGCUGACUGUCACAGUUGUUGUCAUGAUGGCUCAUCACGCGACUUCCGAGCCACCCAGGAUCUUGACCUGGAUAACAGUGUUUAACAGGAUUGGUUGCUGCCUAAGACACAAUAGAAGAAAACUUUACUUUGGCUCUACUCUCGGUGCAUCUCCUGAAGUUGGGGAAAGAAAAACAAACAUUGAAAUGGAGGAAACUGCUAAUGUUAAGCAAGAAAAGGUUGAUAAGCAGAGUUCAGCUGACACCCACGGGGAGGAAACACCACCCACCUCGGUUUCUAAAGAAGAAGUCGACAAGAAAACCUGGGAGGACAUCGCUCAAGCACUCGACCGUAUUUUCUUCUGGUUGUUUUUGGCGCUGGUUGUGUUUACUUCCAUUGCAAUCUACUCAUACGCAGGGAAGCUUUAAUCGCUCGGUCAACGUAAUUUCUAUCAGGCGUUAACUUUAAAUGCUGCUGAGUUUAGUCCACUCUGGUUAUUAUUUUUAUAUCAAUCACAUGUCUGAUUAGUUUAAGCAGUUUUUGUUUUUCGUUACCCUUAACGUUUCACAGAUGUAGAAUCUGAAAACCUCUGGUAAACCCUAUUGAUACAGGAAUUGGUUAGGUGAUGCAAAAACCUUUUCUUUUAAUACAUAACAGCUAAGUGUGUCAAGUGACUGUAAUCGAUUAAGGUGUUGUACCUUAUCGCGUUUGUGCAGGGAUUAUAUACCCUUUUUGUACUUUUCUGUAUCCGUGUGCGAACUAAUAAAUCUGAGUCUUUUCUUCGAGAAACUCUUGCGAAGAUUUGCUCAUAAGGCUUGACUAAUUUGCGUUCCAAAAAAUUCUGAAAAUUGCCAAAUUACUGGCGCACGCUAUUGUCAAAGUGAGAAAGGGCAGCGACCAUCGCUCUGAGCGAAAUUUUCAAUUUGGUCGUUUCGUACCCAGUUUGAGUAAGUUCAUACCCGAACCGCUGGUUGAUUCGUACCCGUCCCAAUAUUCAUUCUUUCAAAAUGCCUUGCGCGUGAGCGCAAGUGCAAGUGUCGAGUGUUGCUUAUGAUGUUAGUAGAGUCAAGCGAGUCUUACUUGUGUAUACUCAUGACUUCCUUAACAAUAACAACUAAAUUACUUCUUGGUGUAAGACAAGUGCCAUAUUUUAUAUAGAACAGGCUAGUUUAUAUAUUUGUGACUUUAUUGGCAAUAUCUGGGUCUGAUAGCUCAUUAGUGCCUCACGAAAGAUAAAUGUAAUUUUUUGUUAGAAGUAUAUUUGUCGGUAUUCGCGAUAGAAGACAAAUUCAGUUUCAUGAUUUCUAAAAAUUGAAACUGAUGAUGAAACAUUAGUUUGCAUUUUAACUUCAUUAAGGCUGGAAAAUAUAUAUCUAAGUUCGCAACUAAUUCAUUAAGCGAGUGCGCUAAAAACUGAGGUUUUGAUGAUAGAACUUGUAAGUUCAUUGAGAAUGGAAAAUAAAUAAAUAACUACUACAACUAAUUUACUUAAGGGAGUGCGCUCUUAACGGAUGUCGCAUGAGAAAACCAAGAGAAGAGAAAAUGUCGAGAGAGUACCUUUCCUCUUUCCCUUCAUUUUUCGUGUUGUCUUCCCAAAACCAAUAAUACCUAAUCCAACAGAGAUUAAAGAAUUG
Molecule: messenger RNA, 2869 nt
Organism: Pocillopora verrucosa
Lineage: Eukaryota; Metazoa; Cnidaria; Anthozoa; Scleractinia; Pocilloporidae
Source: RefSeq, a predicted model, not a curated record